Asparagus officinalis (garden asparagus) is the source of this 1041-nucleotide messenger RNA. Its product is annotated as pentatricopeptide repeat-containing protein At2g18940, chloroplastic-like. Gene Ontology annotation, molecular function: protein binding. Bases 1 to 1041 code for a protein of 346 amino acids. The record is from RefSeq and is a predicted model, not a curated record. The transcript has 4 exons. Lineage: Eukaryota; Viridiplantae; Streptophyta; Magnoliopsida; Asparagales; Asparagaceae.
AUGCCAAUUAUAUAUGAUGAAGAACAAAAACUCAUCAAGGGUUGUGGAUGUGGUGGAUGUUGCCAGUUUGUUCAUAGGGUUAGAGAUUUUAGGGGAUUGGGAGAGAGCCCAUGUUCUCUUUUCGUGGGUCUUGGCCAAUACCUUGGAUAUUUCAAAGAGUCGCAACAUUCGGUUGCAUGCAAGGUGUUUCAUGAAAUUAUUGUGGAAGACAGUCACCUUGAUGACCGUGCUUAUUGUAAUGGGUUGGUUGAGAGGACUAAAGAUAAGGGUUUAUUGCCGAGCAUUGUGACUUACAAUGUGAUGCUUGAUGUUUAUGGACGAAAGGGGCGAUCUUGGGGGAAGGUUUUGGGUCUUUUGGAUGAGACGGGGAGUAAUGGGUUGGUUCUCGACGAGUUCACUUGUAGCACUGUGAUAGCUGCUUGUGGGAGAGUAGAGUUGUUACAGGAGGCGAUGGAGUUCUUCAAACAAUUGAAGUCUCAAGGCUAUGUUCCAGACACUGUAGCUUAUAAUUAUCUACUUCAAGUAUUUGGGAAGGCUGGAAACUACCCUAAGGAAUUGAGAAUUCUGAAAGAAAUGGAGGAAUGCAAUUGUGAAGCUGAUGAUAUAACUUACGAUGAGUUAGAUGCUACCUAUGCUAGAGUUGUCAUAAGUGUUUAUGGGAAAGCUGAGAGAGAGGAUGAGGUAUUGGAUUUGUUCUACAGGAUAAAGGAAUUGGGCUGUGUUCCUAAUGUUUGCACUUUUGACACUGUUCUUGGCUUGCCGGGAAAGAAAUUGAUGUCAGGAGAGAUGUUGGAGGUUCUUCUUGAGAUGAAAUCUAAUGCUUACGGUCGUUGUGGAUCGCAUUCUCGUGCUUUGAAUAAGUAUGAUGAGAUGGCUAAAGUUGGAUUUAGCCCUUGUCUUACAACAUACAAUGCUUUGUUGAAUGCAAUUACAAGAAAUCGUGAUUGGAGAGCUGCAGAGUCAGUUAUGGAUGAUAUGAGGAAGAAGGGUUUCAAGCCAAAUGAGCUAUAUUACUCACUUUUGCUCCGAAAUCAUGCAUAG